CGAGGCUGCUGCUGCUGCUGCCGCUGGUCAGCCAAGAUGGCGGCCGCCGGGCGAAGGAGGAGGAGGCGCAGGAGGCGAGGAGAAGAAGAAGACGACGGAGGCGCCCCCGGGGAAGGGGGCGAGGCGGCGGCGGCGGCGAUGUCGCUGUGGGGAAGGCCCGCUCUUCUCCUCCUCCUCCUGCUGGUGCUGCUGCCGGACGGGGCCCUGACGGUCCGGGGCCAGAGCGAGAACGGCACUACAACCGAGGCAGAGCUUUCUGAGCGUAUAAAUGUCUCGGCAUCCAGUUUCACAACUCACAACUUACCGCCUGUUUCAAAAGUCGAUGGGGACAGAACAAGGACGGCAGCAAAUGAAGGCAUGAUACCAACAUCUCCAAAGAGCAGUGCUUCUGUGUCACCUGGGCCAACUGCAACUGAAGGGAAGCAGGCAACAUCCCCUGCUCCAGCUUCUGCGACUCCUGCUCCAGCUUCUGCGACUCCUCCUUUGCAAACAGACGCUGACACUUCGGAAGAUACAAAUAUCAACGAAGAUGACAUGGUGGACGACACCGUAGGCAAAGACAACGUGCCCAGCUUCCUCCCAACAGCCAAAGGAACUGCAGAUCCGGCUGACUAUUAUGGUCCCUACGGAAUGCCGUCUGACGAUCAAGACGACCAAGGCAUCUCGGAGUUUACGGAAGAGUUGGCCAGCAUGCGCAGCUAUGAAAAUAAGAAAUUGCUUCCUGACGAGAUGAAGGAUGCCUCUUCCUCGGAACUGGAAGAGGACAGCCAUUUCUUUUUCCACCUGGUUAUCGUUGCCUUUUUGGUAGCUGCUGUUUACAUCACGUACCACAAUAAAAGAAAGAUUAUCCUGUUGGUCCAGAGCAGAAGAUGGCGAGAUGGGCUUUGCUCCAGAACCGUCGGGUACCAUCGUUUGGAUCAAAAUGUCAAUGAAGCUAUGCCUUCAUUAAAAAUCACCAAUGAUUACAUUUUUUAAAAAGCGGCGUGAUCUGAGUUGACUGAACUAGUGAUUUCCUUUGCCUGAGGUGCAGGUGUUUGCCAUAAGCUCACACACUUCCUUGCCUUUCAAGUUCUUAGCCUUAUACGAGGGCAUGGAAGGUUAGUAUUUCCUUCAGGUGGCUGCCAAACUUACAAAUCAGUGCACGUAGUGCCGUUGUUAAUCACUUUUAUUUAUCUUCCAGUGUAUUCCCGUCUGCCUGGAGCAGUCCUAGAUUAGAACAUAGCCAAGUAAUCUCCAAUAUUCAAUGUAUUGCUAAAUCUGGCAACAGUGAACCACACUGAAAGGAACUCUGGCGAUUCUCUUUUUUGCAUCAUGCGUUCUCUUUUUCCCUCAGUACAGAUUUGGGGGGAAACUUACUACAACAAAGUAUCUGGCUCCUUACUUUAAACCACAUCACUUGGCUGAAGAUUUUAGCUGGUAUUUGUUCUCUAUAGCCUUUAAGUAGACCUGCAUUUUAAGAGAACAACCUUUCACAUGUUACCAGUCAGCCUGUCUCCUUGCACAGCUUAGAUAACCAUUUUAAAAACUGGUGGUGAUUCAGAGCCCGUUUUUUCCUUUCUUUCUCUCUCUCUCUGCCAUUUUCUCUGCAAAAGAAAAUGCCUUUAAAACCCCAAAGUUGUGAGAAAACCUCUCUAGGCUUGAAGCUGAGAUACAUGAAAGAUCAGCAGAACAAGCUCACCUGCACCACCCUCAAUAUUUUAACGGUUGCCAAUACACAACUUGUGCUUUCAUUCCAUUGCAACCAGGAAAGGUGAGAGAUUUAUUAUUUCUUCUUCUAAUCAAGGCGUAGAAUUGUCAGGAAUCGGAAGUUUCCCAGCUUCAGCGGAGACUGCAUUAUUUUCUUUUAAUUUCGGGAGAGACAAAAAUCUCUUGCAUAUAGCUUGUACAGAAAGUUCUUGGGACAUUGGGAUUUAAAAAAAAACAAAUAAUAAAUAAAUAAAGUAUGUACUUUUGCUA
Molecule: messenger RNA, 1956 nt
Organism: Zootoca vivipara (common lizard)
Lineage: Eukaryota; Metazoa; Chordata; Lepidosauria; Squamata; Lacertidae
Gene: C11H5orf15
Product: chromosome 11 C5orf15 homolog
Source: RefSeq, a predicted model, not a curated record